Molecule: messenger RNA, 1697 nt
Organism: Marchantia polymorpha subsp. ruderalis
Lineage: Eukaryota; Viridiplantae; Streptophyta; Marchantiopsida; Marchantiales; Marchantiaceae
Source: the annotation of a GenBank genome assembly
AGCAAAGGUCGGUCUAAAACCCCGACAGCCCAGUCCUGUCCUGUCCGGUCCGGUCCGGCCUUGCCCUGCCCUGCCCUAAGAGCCAUGAACGCUCCGCCCCCGUAUACGGCGAGGGCACCCUCUAAGCGUUAUGAACUGGUCAACUCUUGCGUAGAAGGCAGGAAGGCAGGCAGGCAGGCAGGCCUUCUAACCGCGCCCGAGGGGGGAAGAUCACCAGUUCCGGGACGCGCGUCCAACGUCAGCAGUUUCGAAUCAGCGAGCUGUUUAGCGAGUCUCCACGUCUCGUUGUGUGGAUCCGGGGUCGCAGGACCGCGGGGACCCUAAAGUUGAGGAAGGAAGGCUUUUGAUGAAUUAGACGCUUCUUGACAGCAGCAGCAGCUGACGACGAGCGACUUCUGUUGGAUUGCCAUCAGCACGAGGGCCGAACGUCCUUGGCCUCCUCGAUGAGCCUUCACUGCAGAUUUGAGGUGCGGAAGAUUCGACGAGGGCACCUCCUCUCGUAAACGCGAAGGAAUUCGGCAGUGACAGGUUUUGUCCAAGGGAUUAGAGCUCUGUAUCAGGAGGCUGAAGGGGUUUCAGCGUUGGUUGGUUAGUUAGUGGAAUUGAAUUUUUUUCGGAGUUGGGUUGGUUUGGUUUGGUUUAGAGGCGUACGAGGAGGCGGGGAAUCAGAUGUUACUGUUGGGCAGGAGAUUUCGGGGCUGGGCUAGAAGUAGUGUUCAGUUGAAAUCAAGUCCGAUGACCAGACGCAGAGAUGGAAUGGAUCUGUAAUUGUUCUCGGAUUGGGAGCCUCAAGAACAAGUUUAAGGAAGAGGGCAAGCAUGGCUGCUGUGGAGCUGAGUUUGUGGCUUCUGUCUUUCAUUGUGGUGGCCGGUCUUCUCGGAAUUGUGGUUUAUCAGCUGAUGUGCCUAUCGGAUUUGGAAUUUGACUACAUCAAUCCUUUCGAUUCUUCAUCCAGCAUCAACAAGUUUGUCGUACCUGAGUUCGUGUUACAAGCUAGUCUCUGCGUUUUGUAUCUGGUUACUGGAUACUAUGGCUUGUUCCUUCUCAAUUUGCCAGUUGUCUACUAUCACGCAAGAUUGUAUAUGAAUAAACGACAUUUAGUAGAUGUCACAGAAAUUUUCAAUCUUCUUGGCUAUGAGAAGAAGUAUCGUUUGAUGAAGCUUGGAUUUUAUCUUAUCCUGUUCUUCAUUGUGAUCUACAAGCUUGUGGUUGCAGCAGUUCUCCUUAUUUUGGAGUAUGACACAGGGCCAGAUUUAGAUAUGUAAAAUUUACGAAUUACCAUUCUUUGGGCAUUCAAGAGGUGAUGUGAAGACUGUCUUUGACAGGUUGCUGAAGCUGAACGCGUGAUUGAUCCACACGGAAGGCAAGUGCUGACACCAUGGAAUAGGAAAAUGGCUUCUGGACAUGGGUAGAGUUUACCCUUCUCGUAUGUACGCAGCUACUCAUCUUUAGAGACAAAGAAGAACAGAGUAAUUGUCCAGCCAUCUUAUCCUCGUACCAACAAGCGUCAAUCAGAACGAGUUGUAAAGCAUUACACUGGUGUCAAAUUGAGCAGCUCGGAACCUUAUCCAUCUUUUAUGAACAUGAUUUGCUACUGUCCUAUUCUGUCCCGGCCUUCGAAAUUUACGUCGUUUGUUUGUGUCCUUGAAGGUGGUAUUUUAACUGCGAGUUUGAAAUCAUCUAAGUACACGGAUGUG